GCAACGCGCCUCGUGUGGGUCUUUAUGUUUGGGUUUUCUCUUUCCACUUGUAUGCUGGCUGUCAGUGAGCUGAUUCUGCAAUUAUUUCUAAUGGUGUAGCAGUUGGCUUUGGACUUUUUUACAGUGGUCCAAUCAACGCACACACACACACACACAAGGCCUUGUUCGUGUUGUUGCUGUUGUGCGCUGGUGUUGUUACUUUUUGGGCAGACUCCAGACUCCCAGCGUGUUCUGAUUUUAAUACUUUUGACUCUGCUGGAAUCCUCUGGAGGUCACUGCGUUAAGUCCACUUCCAUGUGUCUUGUUGUGGUGAUUAGUACUUGUCAUAACCCUUCCUGAAGGCACCUGCCAGGCCCUGAUAUACACGCAUACACACACAAAGACGCACACAGACACACACACGCACACAAAGACGCACUGUUUUUGGCCUUGCUGUAAAUAACCUGCAGGAGAAGUAGUCAAAUGCAGGUUGAUGCAAACCAGCCUGGAACAUCUGCUCCAUUCAGGUGAGAUGGAAAUGUUCACCGACCCAAAGGAGCUUCACGCAGGUUCACGCCUUACAGAGCACCUCCGUACAUAAUUAACUGAACUUUGAAAGACCAGUUCAUUGAGUUUGGUCAAACCGGUCCUCAGGCUUUGAACUCUUGUCUUUAAAGAGAUGGCAGUGAGUUAUUAGCUCUCUUAUGGACACACACUUCUGAUCAAUACCUUCUUUAGAAUGCAACAUUCAUUCAGACAUUUGAUGUUUCUUUUUGCUGCAUUUACUUAAAUAGUUCUGUUAAUAUCUUCAAACCUCUCAAUGCCAAGGACGUUGACUGUAGCUUCUUCUUCAGAUGAUCUUCUGUCAAACGUAAAAUGGAAUUUGUUUUAAAUAUGAAUCUUCCACAAUUCAUCUUUAUUGUUUUUUAAAGCUAUGGGAUUAUUACUACUAUUAUUGGGAGAGAUUUUGAAUGGAAUCCUUCACAGUGGUUGAACUGUGGAAGAUGCCAAAAUCCUGCUCUAAGUUGGACCUGCUGAAGCAUGUGGCCUCUUGGAGCUCCAUGGGAUUUUGGACCUGAUUCUCAGGGUGUGCGUCCACACAGAAAAUCACUAUUUCCAUUGUGAGUUAUUUUUUGGCUCCUGUGCUUGUAGCCCAUCAUCAGCAUGUAAUCAUAACCCUGACUUGAAUGUAGUUUAAUGGUCCUCACUGGAGGCCAUUUAUGUGCAACUUCAUCUUCUUGAGAGGAAAUCGUGUGCUUUUGUUUUGCUGUGACAGGAAACCAUCACGAGGAACAUCUGUGAUGUUCAAUCAAGUGCUUUCUUAAUCCCACCAACUGUAUAGAUGAUUUAAAACAAAGAUAAAAUAUAUAUAUACAAUGGCAUUUUUACAUCAAGUUUAUUAUAACUGACCUUCCCAUGUGGUGCUGCUCAGCAACAUCACUCCACCAGAAGGUUAAUGAACAUUAUUCCGUAUCAAAGAAGACUUGAAACUAGCGAUAAACUCAUGUUAACAAUGUUUGCUGAGCACAUGGAUUGAGAUUUAAUUUAAUUUAGCAUUGAAUGGGUCACCUGGGAGAUCACAGGUUAAGUUGGCUUGACUUUUGACAGCAGGAGGUUGAACUUCUUCUUCUUUCUUUUCUCUCCGACGUGUUCACGGCUGCAUUCAUCUGUUUAGCAACAGAUUGUUAAUCACCUCGUCCUUAUUUUAAUAAAUGAAUACUCGUUGUGUUCAGUUCUGUGAUGCAUUCCUCUCAGGCUGCUCAUGUAGGUGCUUCUUUUAAUUUGCUCCUAAUGAAUCCGGUUUAAGCUGGUAAACCGGACCAGACCUGGACCCUCUAGUUCUAAUACAUGUGUCCCUCUGAGGAAAGAAGCUCUAUACAAUGUGUUUGACCUUUGACCUCAGUCCUUGUGCUAAAACAUAAGAUGAAGCAGAAGAACAUCCACUGCAUGUUUUAAAUAAUGAAGUCCAGUACGGAUGCUGCUGAGGAUCCUCGAGUUCAAACCGGUUCCUCGUGAAUUCAUGCUGCAGUUUGACAGCUUCUCCUCCAUCACUCAUUAAACCUGUUGAACUGACUUCUAGAUGAAGACAACCUCACAUGUGAUGAUGCAUCAUACGUCCACAUCUGUUCACCAUGUCAUCCGUGUCCCAAUGUGUUUUUUUCUAUGCUGAAGCAUAAAUGUGAAGCCGGGGAUCACGUUGCCCUUUUAGCUUUUAAACUAUGGGAUGGUUGCCGUGGCAGCAUGCCCCAAACUGUUGUUACAUGGUCCUUGAAGGCUACAUAUUGUUGCUGUUUUUGUAUGUUGUUGCAUAUUUUCCAGAACUGUGGGAAAUAAUGACUGCUGCUGCAGGUCAAAUGACGUUGCAAGGUGCAAGCAACGCGGAGCGGUUCGACUACGUCAUGAACUUUCUGAAAAAGAUGGCGGGAAACGAGUACGUGGGUUUCAGCAAUGCCACAUUCCAGUCGGAGCGCGAGUCAGGAGACAGAAACUUUGCCAUCGGCUACUACCUGAAAGAAAAAAAGUGUUUCCCAGAGGGGACGGACAUGACGUCCGUACUGGACUUCUACUUUCAGCUGUGCUCCAUCGAGGUGACCUGCGAGAGCGCCAGCGUGAUGGCGGCCACCCUGGCCAACGGCGGCAUCUGCCCCAUCUCUGGUGAGCGCGUGCUGAGCCCCGAGGCCGUGAGGAACACCCUGAGCCUCAUGCACUCCUGCGGCAUGUACGACUUCUCUGGACAGUUCGCUUUCCACGUCGGUCUGCCGGCCAAGUCUGGAGUAGCGGGGGGGAUCCUGCUGGUUGUACCCAACGUAAUGGGCAUCAUGUGCUGGUCGCCUCCACUAGACAAGCUGGGCAACUCGGUCCGAGGAAUUCAGUUCUGCACGGACCUCGUGGAGCUUUUCAACUUCCACAACUACGACAACUUGAGGCACUUUACCAAAAAGCACGACCCCCGCAGAGAAGGAGGGGACCAGCGGGUCAAAUCUGUCAUCAACCUGCUGUUUGCUGCCUACACAGGAGACGCCUCUGCGCUGAGGAGGUUUGCUCUGUCCUCCAUGGACAUGGAGCAGAGGGACUACGACUCCAGGACGGCCCUCCAUGUGGCUGCAGCUGAAGGACACACGGAGGUGGUGCGCUUCCUCCUGGAGGCCUGCAAGGUGAACCCGGUACCCAGAGACAGAUGGGGGAACACGCCGAUGGAUGAAGCGGUGCACUUUGGCCACCACGACGUGGUGACCAUGCUGCAGAGCUAUCAUGACAAAUACAGCCCUCCUGCUGCUGCUGCUGCUGAUGACAAGCAGAGUGUUGAGAAGAGCCUGGACAGCCUGCUGUAGACCUGCUGCACUGAACCUCACCUCUGAACCCCUCGGUUCUUGUUGCUUUCUGGCUGUACAUCGCUGCUUCAUAUUGUCUGUGUGAGUGAGCUUCACCUCCAUCCUGUUUAUACAAAGUCUACAAUAUCUGGGUAUCACGUUUACAGUAAGUUACUGAAGUAAUGUGAGUUGUAUUAGUUUAGUUACACUAUAGAACUUGUUCUAUUGUUCUCUAUUUCAGUGAUACUCUCAAUGUAUUUGUUUUGUGAGAUAGUGAAGUGUGGAAUGAUCAUAUGAGCUUUAUAUUGUGUACAAAGACUGACCUCCAUGUGGCUGAAUCUAUGUUCUCCUGACUGCUGCAGCUUCAUCUCCUUUUGAAGUCAUCUACAGAUUGUAAUCUGAAUGUAUUUUUCAUCUGGAAAACACUUAAUAGAAGAGCAAUGCAUUGAUUUCACAGAGACCUUUUAAAGUUUAUGGACACGUAAGAUUGUGUAGUUUGUUGCAUCUGGGAUUAAGUCACGUUUUAUCUGCAUUUAUUGAUGUCAGAUGUUUAUUCUGUGAGCCCCUGAGGAGCAGCUUUUUGUACCGAACAACUUCAGCCGCCCAAAGACAAAAACCAUAGAAAAGUCUCACUUUGUACGAUGCUGCUUCGUACAGAUCAAAUCCAAAUAAGACGCUACUUUAAGAAUCUACGGAAUUCUUCAUCAUCUGGAGAUGGAAAAGGUUUAAAGAUACCAACAAACAAGAAGUGACCUGAUGGAAACACAAUGUGUCAAGUAGAGGUUUUAUGUUACGCUUUAACAUUCCUUCUAAUGGUCUCAUUACACUGAGAAUUGUGAGUGUAUGUAUAAUAUAUAUUAUAUAUGUAUAUAUUAUACAAUAACGUCACAAGUGUCAGUCACAGAAUAUCUUAAAGCUAUAAUUUAUAAUAUAUAUAUAAAACAAUUGAUCUACUAAGUUACGUACUUAAACUCCACUCCACCUAACCCAAAGGGCAGAUGUUGGUGUCACAUUGAGUGACAGCUGUGAGCUGUCAGCAAACUUUGUCCUGCCAACACGUUCUGUCACAAGAGGCAGGAAGUGGGAGGCUAAUCUAAUCUAAUCUUAAUCUGAUCUAAUCUUGUGUUUUCAUAUAAUCAUAAUUGACUGUAGUUUUAUUUCCCCCCUUUAGACGAAUGUGUCAGGUGACGUAGACGUCUCAUCACUGUCUCCAUCAGGUUCUAGUAAGCACUAUAAUCUCACUAUAAUCUCCUUCACUUGACUCUUCAGGAACCCACUUCUGUUGCUUCUGGGACUCCAUCUGUCUGUUGCUAAAUAUAAUACAAAACUAGACAUAUUUCAGUCGAUGUUCCUAAACUUUUUUAUGAAUGUUUUUUCUUAUAUGGAGGGUCUUUCUAAAGGAGCGUGGUAUAUUUUAGUAGUGCGACGCACAAACUGAACAAGCAGCCGGUGUUUGUCCUUUUUCCUUCUGUAUAAAUAAAGUUGUUCAGUACUGUAAAAUGCAAAUGUUAUUUCCCUUGCUACUGGAAUGAUAUGUUUAUUUUAAUAAACAAAAGUUAAGAAUA
Pungitius pungitius (ninespine stickleback) is the source of this 4855-nucleotide messenger RNA. It is a transcript of the gene glsb, whose product is annotated as glutaminase b. Gene Ontology annotation, biological process: L-glutamine catabolic process. The record is from RefSeq and is a predicted model, not a curated record. NCBI's taxonomy places the organism in Eukaryota, Metazoa, Chordata, Actinopteri, Perciformes, Gasterosteidae. Gene Ontology annotation, molecular function: protein binding; glutaminase activity. The coding region runs from base 2199 to 3311 and encodes 370 amino acids. The transcript is spliced from 12 exons.